ACGCGAUCAAAAGGAAAGAAAUUGUUUCUCCGUGUAAAUCUUCUUCUGGAUACACAUUCAAGGACGCAAUCCAAGACGAUCCGAAGAAUCUACCCUCACCUUCUCUUAUUCGUCGAAGGAAAGAGUUCAAUUUCCCCGAUCUUCUCCAUCUAAAAGGAAACCUUUGGAUUCGGGAGAUCUGAGCUCUCUAUUCCGUCUUCUCUUCUUCGCUGAAGGAAACCCAAUAUGCGCCUCAAUCUUCUCUCUUAAUUCAGAUCCAAAAUACCAAAAUUGAAAUUCCAAAUUGAGAAUGGAGAUUUAUCGUCAAAAGAGAUCGAGCAUUUUUGAGGAUUUGACGUCAUCUUCUCUGUCGUCGUCCCCUCGAGCGCAAAAAGAAUCAGCUGUUCAUCUUUCUGUCCGCCCAGAUCCAUCAUCAGUUGUUCAUCUUUCUGUCCGCCCUGAUCCAUCACCAGUUUCUUCUCCGUCUCAUCGCCACUGGACAAAGAGAGGAUGUAUAGUGAGGAAGCGUGCAGCGCGAUGUCUUCAAUCAAAUUUUGGUGGAUAAAUCGUUUAUUUUCAAGGUUGAGGUCAGGUUGAAAACACAAUUGGAUUUUCAACUGGUGGAAAGGCAGUGACACAAGGUAUUUCAACUGAGGAGGCGUCAUACUACAUAAAGGUUUUAAAGAACAAAUUAUAUUGAUUCGCUCAGGUUGUGGUUAGGUGUAAUAAUUAUGAUUACUUCUGACUUAAACAUGCAUUAUGAUUCUUGGUCUCUUUGGUAAGUCUAAAACCUCAGUUACAUCAUCAAGGGAGACUCGAGACCAUAUUUAGGUUUGGGAACGAACUAGGCAUACAUAUAAUGUCAUAACUUAGUUGAGCAUUGACGUGAUCCUAUACCAUAAUAUAGGGUCAUCAAUGGA
Messenger RNA from Cuscuta campestris, 899 nucleotides. NCBI's taxonomy places the organism in Eukaryota, Viridiplantae, Streptophyta, Magnoliopsida, Solanales, Convolvulaceae. The record is from the annotation of a GenBank genome assembly.